AUGGGUUUCUCCGACUUUCUUCAAGACGCCGUCUCCCAGGCCGUCAGCAACGCCACUAACAACUCUGGCGGCGGCAACAACAACAACCAGGGCGGUUCCCACCAGAGCUAUGGAGGAGACUCCUACGGCGACCGCCCCUCCCACGGCGGAAACCAGGGAGGCUACAACGACCGUCCCUCUCAAAACUACGGAGGUGACUCCUACGGCGACCGCCCCUCUUAUGGCGGAAACCAGGGCGGUUACAACGACCGCCCCUCCCAAGGCUACGGCGGAGACUCCUACGGCGGAAACCAGGGAGGCUACAAUGACCGUCCUUCUCACGGCAACCAGGGAGGCUACAACGACACCUCAUACAAUACUCCAGCCCCCUCCCACGGCGGCUACCACAACUCCAACCCCUCCUCCCAGGGCUUCUCUGACGACGACGUAAACCCAGCCCUCGCCCACGCCCAACAGAACCACUCCGACUCCUCUUCCAACGACUCCUCCCUUUUCAGCACCGCCCUGAACUUCAUCAAGGAUAAGCAAGGCCGCUCUUCCUCCCCCGACAUCGACGAGUCGCAGAUGGUCCAGUCCCACCAGCAGCUCUACAAUGACAACGAUAGCAGCAGGGCCCAUGAUUCGAACUCCCUGGGCGCUGGCGCUGCCAUGCAGGCACUGAAGAUGUUCUCCUCUGGUCAGAGCGGUGGCUCUUCAGGCGGAGACAAGAAUGCCUUCAUUGGUAUGGCGAUGAGCCAGGCUGCUAAGCUUUGGGAUCAGAAGAACUCGAAUGGCAAUGUGACCGAUGAUAAGCAGUCGGCUGUUAACAAGGCCGCUGAGAUGGCUAUGAAAAUGUAUUUGAAGAGCCAGGGUAGUGGAUCAUCUGGUAGCGGCGGGCCGGCGCUGAUGAACUUGGCCAGCAAGUUCCUGAGCAAGUAG
This is a messenger RNA of Aspergillus bombycis, 918 nucleotides long. RefSeq lists its product as uncharacterized. The record is from RefSeq and is a predicted model, not a curated record. Lineage: Eukaryota; Fungi; Ascomycota; Eurotiomycetes; Eurotiales; Aspergillaceae. The coding region runs from base 1 to 918 and encodes 305 amino acids. The transcript has 2 exons.